CAAUUGCCAAUUUAAGAGGUGUAUUGAAAGAUCGGCAAUAUCACAGCAACGAGGUAUCCGAAACUGAUACUGAAAAAGCCAAUAGGGAGCGCCUAGCUGGCAAUUGUAUCGGUGAUGAUCACAAAGAUCGAGUCAUUAAAGUUUUGGAUAAAAGCUGA
Molecule: messenger RNA, 158 nt
Organism: Racocetra fulgida
Lineage: Eukaryota; Fungi; Glomeromycota; Glomeromycetes; Diversisporales; Gigasporaceae
Source: the annotation of a GenBank genome assembly